Linum trigynum is the source of this 2823-nucleotide messenger RNA. The record is from the annotation of a GenBank genome assembly. Lineage: Eukaryota; Viridiplantae; Streptophyta; Magnoliopsida; Malpighiales; Linaceae.
GACAUCCUCGAUGGAUAUCUUAGUUUCGACAUCAGACUAUAUGUUAACUGUCAAAGAAAAUUUAUGCAAGCUUCUAGGAUUUGAUCAUUUGGAACAUAACAUAAUUAUUAGGAAUUGUAUGCUAACUAUUGUACAUCGUAGCUACCCCUCAUGUCUUCCUCCCGUUUUUUCCGCCUCCUGCCCUCUCCACCCUCACUCCACUUCUCAUUGCACAAAAUAAAUUUCCAACAAAUUACAUGUAAAAAAUAUUUUAAUAUUAUAAAAACAUAUUUCAUCAUCAUACAUUUUUUUAUUACUUGUCAUCCUUUAUAAAGUUUUUGAUUUGCUUCAUGACAUUUCUAGUGUGGUUUCUCGUAUUUCUGUUCUGCUUCAUGAGAGCUCUAGUGUGGUUGCACAUAUUUUUUGUACGAUUCAGAGAACUUGAGGUCUAUUUAUGAGAUUUCUGAUAUAUUUCGUAGAAUUUGUAAUUUGCUUUAUAAGAUUUCUUAUUUGAUAUACAACUCAUGUAACUUGUGCUCAUUUGUUAAAUGAAAGAUACAUUCUUACAAACGAAACUAAAUUCGUACUUCAUUGGGAUCUCAUUAAACCUUCAAAGCAUUUCUUAACGGAAAUUAACAACACAACUUUCACGUUUCUUCAGAACUAUGGUUGAAACACUUGAUUGAAUAUAUUUAUUUGAGUUAUAUGGGAAAAAUUCUUUAAACUCUCAAAAUAUCCAUGAAUGUUAAUUAAGAUACAAUCCUUAAAUAUAUUUGAUUUCUUUGUUGUUUCCCUUUUAAAUGGACCUAAGUGUAUGAAACGGUUCGAAUCAAAAGAGAAACGAAGAGUAAAUAGAAGUAAGUUUCUUGACAGAAGAUACAUGCUCAUAAGUUGUAUUUUUUUGUACUACUUUUUACUUCUUUGUUCUAUUCUUGUUUCCUUUUAAGAGUAUGAGAGAGUAAGAAAAAGUGAAUAAGAAAAGUAUGUUUGCACCUUAUUUGUUUGUUAUUUCACCAGCUUAUCUAGGAACUACCCGUGAUGACUCAUGCAAACUGUCAGUUGGAAACCCUCAACAAAGUAAAUCAUGUCUUUAUCCCCAGGCUCUUCUCCUCAAGCAUAAUUGGGCAGGUUCUGCUGCAGAUGUCAGUCCUUACUGCUCCUCCCUAAAAUCCAUUCGAUGAAGUUGCCCCCCGUGUGUUUGAAGUCCACAAUCUGAUGCUUUCCCAUGAGGGCAACUGCCCUGACCGCAAAUUGGCCAAGGAACUUUUCGGUGGUGAAGUCCACCUCAUCGAUAAUCUCACCACGGUAAGUAAGGUUCCCACGGCCUGUGAAAAUAGCUCUGUUAUCUACCUUCUUGUCUAUAAUGAUCAACUUGAAGCCAAAUCUAGAGGCUGGAGAAGGCUCGAAGGGCUUGGAGUCAUAAUAGGGAGAUUCUUAGCCAAUUUGUAUAGCUGGAGAGAGAGGAUGUGUUAGCAAGGAGCCUUAGUCUAAUCCGUUGAAUUUUCUACCCUCGCGUACUAUUACAAGCAACACAGGUCAGAAAAACUAUCUACCUAAUCAGUUGAGUUCUUAAUAAUUAUCUAAGGUAUCGAGUCUUAGUCGAAUCUGUGGAUUUCUGUAGCCUAACGCACUAUCCCAAGCAACACAGUUCAGAAGUUCUAUCUACCUAAUCAGUUGAAUUCCUAAUAAUUACCCGAGGUAGCGAGAGAACUGGAGAUAACUCAGCAGAAAAAACUGAAGACAGUUGAGCAAGAGAGAGUUGCACAUAAAGAAAGAGAAAGUUAGUGAGAGAGCAAAGGUGUAGGAAGAGAGAGAGGGAUGUGUUAUUAAGGAUAGAAAAGAAGAACGGUUGCCGAUUAUGAAAAAGUGGGAUGAGUCCUAUUUUGUGUUAGCAAAAACUCAAGCAACAAUGUUAGUAGUCGAGUCUUAGGGGUGGUGUGUCUUUUAUUUGAGUCCUAGGACUAGGAGUCUUAGUUGUAUGUUUAUUUGCUUUUCUUUCAAUUAUUUCUCUUUUGCUUAGGGACAAGCAAAUGCUAAGUGUGGGGUUGUGAUAAGUUUCAUAAACAUACAUGUAUUUUGUGCAUAAAUGGUUUAUCUUUAUCUUUAUGUAAGUUUCAUGUAUUUUGUGUAAAAAUGUUUGUAUGUAAUGAUAAUCUAUAAUACUAAUACUUUCUAGCACAAAAAGUUGCAACAUGUAUAUACUACUAAUUAAAUUGAAGUGGAACAUCUAACCUUAUGCAAGAACUGCAAAAAGAUUUAAGAUUAAGUUGGAUGUUAUUGAUAGUAUAAAUUCACACUAGAUAAUUGGCCCGCGCUCCGCGACGGGUAACGAUGAAAUUGACAAAUUUGAUAUAUUGAUUGCAAUUAUAUUUAAAUUGACAAAUUUUUUAUUAGUUUUCUUAAAAUUAGAUACCACUUUGUAUUUGGGGAGGGCUUCAAGACUUUCUUAAAUUAAAGCAUAGGUUUACCAUAAAAAAAGACUUUCGUAAAUGAUUUAUCAUGCAUAUAAUUUGUUUGAUACACAGUUGGUAAUUGAAAUAAGUCAGGAUGAAUAGUUUUAUAUGUAUAGAAGGGAAACCCAAGAAAAUAUUAAAAACUUCAAAUAUUUUUAUGGUCUCUUAUAAUUUAAGUAUAGCAUAAUUAUCCAAGUUUUAAAUUUUAAAACAACAUUGGGCUAGUUUGACCAUGCUUUACCUUUUGCAAAACCAGCUUUUGGCUCGAACUUUUAAAAAUGCACUAAAAACACAGUUUAGUGUUUAGUUGAAAAACUAUAUGAAUUGUUUUUAAUUUAAGAGUCCAUGUAAAAUGGAUAAAAACGCAAAAAAAUGAAAAGUAGUCAAAAGU